AUGAACCGCGUGGUGCUUGCGGCGCUCGUCCUUGCCCUCGCCGGCCGCAGCUGCCUCGCCGACGACCAGACCACCACGAUGGCCGACGAGCGCCGCCUGACGGAAACCACCGUGGGCGACGACACGACGAGCGCGGCGGCUCGCAGCGGGGGCCUCGGCACCGUGCUUUUCGCGCUUCUCGCGCUCCUCUACCUGGGCAGCGCGGCGGGGGCGGCAGUGGACGAGUCCACCACGAUGGCCGACGAGCGCCGCCUGACAGACACCACCAUGGGCGACGACACGACGAGCGCUGCGGCUCGCAGCGGGGGCCUCGGCACCGUGCUUUUCGCGCUCCUCGCGCUCCUCUUUGCGGGCAGCGCGGCGGGGGCGGCAGUGGACGAGUCGACCACGAUGGCCGACGAGCGCCGCCUGACAGACACCACCGUGGGCGACGACACGACCAGCCCCGCGGCCCCCCGCGCGGCGCCAGUGUUUGCCCUCACUGCGGCGCUCGGUCUUGCAGCCCGUCGGUGA
Prorocentrum cordatum is the source of this 513-nucleotide messenger RNA. NCBI's taxonomy places the organism in Eukaryota, Dinophyceae, Prorocentrales, Prorocentraceae. The record is from the annotation of a GenBank genome assembly.